Messenger RNA from Phytophthora sojae, 711 nucleotides. RefSeq lists its product as hypothetical. The transcript has a single exon. The record is from RefSeq and is a predicted model, not a curated record. Lineage: Eukaryota; Oomycota; Peronosporomycetes; Peronosporales; Peronosporaceae. Bases 1 to 711 code for a protein of 236 amino acids.
AUGGAGCUGUACGGCUUUGUUCUGCUAGCGGCCGCAGUGCUGGUGGCGAGUGCUGAUCUCUGCGCAGCGUCCAAGGAAUCGCACUUGACCGCAGCUGACGCGCUGACUCACGCGUUACAAAACGAGACCCCGACCAAAAGGUUUCUAAGAGUUUCUACUACCAACAAAGACGACUACGGGGAACAGAGGGGAAUUUCUGUGGAGAAGAUUUCGAACGUGUUAAAGUCAAGCAAGACCAAGGAGUUGGAGGCACUGCUGAAGGCCGACGACACUAUCACCAAUGCCUUCAAGAAGCUAAAACUAAGCACCAUGCCUGUCGCCCAGAAUAACUUUGUCAAGACGGAAAUGGUGGUCAAGCUUUUCUCAAGCCGCAACUUCAAGGUUUGGGCCAAGCAUGCCGCCCAGAUAAACAAGCAGGACCCGGAAGGUGCUAUGGUCAACGCGCUUAGAAAAGAGUUUGACGACAAAACGCUGGCGAAUAUGAUCUUGGUGGGCAAGCUUUCAUGGAAAUCGAAGAGUACCGCUAAGAAGAUGGAGAAAGCGCUGUUUAAUGCGUGGUACUCGGAAGGAAAACGGCCGGAUGGAGUGCUUGCGGACAUACUGAUGGUGAAAUUUCACGACAUUCGGAGGAGCCCGCGAGCGAUGGCUAUUUGGGCGGAUUACACCGACUACUUCAAAAAGCGAGUACUUGACUAUGGUAGGGGUAAAUAG